CCCCAUGCCAAGAACCAAUUUGUGGAUGCUCUAGCAACUUUAGCCUCAAUGAUCCAAAUCUCCAGUGGUGACACAAUCAAGCCUUUGAUGAUUGAGAUCAGCCAAGAACCGGCACAUUGCAUGGAAAUCAAGGUUGAUGACAAACCUUGGUUUCAUGAUAUUAAGCAAUUCUUACAAAAUGGGGAAUAUCUUCUUCAUGCUUCUGAGCCAAAGGCCAUCAUUACUGAUAACGCAAACAAUUUAAACAAUGACAUGAUGACUAUGCUAUGCAAGCAAUUCAAGAUCAAGCAUAUGAACUCUUCUCCAUACCAACCAAAGAUGAAUGGUGUGGUAGAAGCUACCAAUGAGAAUAUUAAGAAGAUUCUAGCUAAGAAGAUAGUCACUUACAACGAUUGGCAUGAAAUGUUGCCAUAUGCUCUCCAUGCUUAUAGAACCUUUGUUUGCACCUCAACUGGGGCAACCCCUUAUCCUUUGGUAUACGGAAUGGAGGCAAUACUACCAAUUGAGCUAGAAAUUUCUUCCAUGAGAAUCUUAUCUGAGUCAAGGAUUGAUGAAUAAGACUUGAUUUAGAAAAGGAUAGACCAUCUCAACUUGCUUCAUGAGAAAAGAUUGGCAGCUUUUUGUCAUGGCCAAUCUUAUUAGCGACAAAUAACAACAGCUUACAAUAAGAAGGUCAAAUUUAG
Messenger RNA from Rubroshorea leprosula, 683 nucleotides. The record is from the annotation of a GenBank genome assembly. NCBI's taxonomy places the organism in Eukaryota, Viridiplantae, Streptophyta, Magnoliopsida, Malvales, Dipterocarpaceae.